AUGACAGAUAUGAAAAAGAUCCAUUCACGUUCCCCAUCUCCAUCCAGAGAAAUAGACACGAAGAAACUAAAAAUAGAUUUAUCUAAAGAAGCUAGAGACUUGCUAAUAAAGCAAUUAGAGUAUUACUUUUCAGAUGAAAAUUUGCGUAAGGAUAGCUUUUUCCAGAACAUUAUGCGCUCAGACUCAAAAAGUAGAUUAUAUUUGAGUUAUCUUUUGAAAUGCUCAAAAGUAAAGAGCUUGGGUAUUACGAGAGAGGAACAAAUUGAGCAAGCUCUUGAAGGACAUAAUUUUAUUAUUAUUGAAAGAAAUGAGGAUGGAAGGAGUAUGCUUAGAUUAUUGAAGGAUUUACCUGAACUAGAAGUGAAGAAGAAAUUUAGGGAGAAGAUAGGUCAUACUAAUAAAGACCAUCACGCAGGAGGUUGUAUUGUGAAGGUAUCAUCUUUACCAGAAAAUAUCUCAUGGAUAGCAGUAAAGAAUGAGUUGAAAGCUGAAUUGCAAAAAUUAGUUCCAAAUAGUGAGAACUUAGUUCGUUAUGUAUCUCAAACUACCCAAAAUGGGACAUGUUAUAUGCUACUUAAACCUUUCUUAAAUGAUCAAAAUGUUGUCAAGGAAAUUUGUCUAACUUUGGAUGAUAUAAAGGUUCCAGUAGUUCUUGUUAGCCAAGAGGAGGCUAGAAAGGUGAUUACAACAGCUUUACCUAGACAUAUUCAGAAAGAGAGAGAAAAGGAGAUAAAUAAGCAAAGAAUGAUACUUACAUCCCAACCAAUUUUAAUAGGAGGUCAGCAAUUUGCAUCUAUUGAGCAUCUGAGACGCUGUUUAAAGGAAGUUCUUGAACAAAGCACUGUGAAUACUGUAUUUGAUGGUGAAUCAUUAUCAUUUAAUGUUUUAAAGGGACUGCUACACUACCAUCCAAAAGGCUCUGAUAAGACAAGAGGGAUGUACUCAAUCACUGUAAAAUAUCAUCCUGAAACAAACAAUAGCAAGUGUUUUUUUAUUUUGAGGAAGAAUGAGGCUGGUCAAGAUGAGAUGGAAGAUUUCAGUGUUAGUAAGUGUUUACAACAGCUUGCUAGAAAUCCUCCACUUGCUUCAAAACUCGGUAAGAAUGAAGUAUGUGAAGAUAAGCAACAAGAAAAUAUUGAAAAUAAUCAAGAGGCCACCGUAGAAGAUUGA
Messenger RNA from Cryptosporidium muris RN66, 1170 nucleotides. Its product is annotated as La domain-containing protein. Lineage: Eukaryota; Apicomplexa; Conoidasida; Eucoccidiorida; Cryptosporidiidae. Gene Ontology annotation, biological process: chloroplast organization; chloroplast rRNA processing. The transcript has a single exon. The coding region runs from base 1 to 1170 and encodes 389 amino acids. The record is from RefSeq and is a predicted model, not a curated record. Gene Ontology annotation, cellular component: chloroplast.